ACAGUCCGCCUCUCUGAUUGAACCCGAGCGAGCAGGGCCGGGGCAGGGCUGCAGAAAAAUAAAUGCAGCAUAUUCAAAUGUGAAAAAUAAACUGGAUCUGCUUGUCGUCAGCACUCGGUGAAGUUAUUAAUGGUCUGCUGGGCUGGGACGCUUGCAAUAUUCACACGUAGCCUAAAGGAUGUCCCAGUACACAGACGAGCCGCGCUUCACCAUCGAGCAGAUCGAUCUGCUUCAGCGGCUGCGACGGAGUGGCAUGACCAAGCCCGAGAUAGUCCAUGCACUGGACACACUGGAGCGCCUCGACCGAGAACAUGGAGACAAGUUUGGGCGCCGUGGCUCCGCCUCCUCCUCCUGUGGCCCUGCUCCGUCUGUAUCUGACCCCGCCCCCUCACAUGGCACCAAUGAAAGCUCCACCUCUCACAUGGCCAUCUCUACUGCCACCACCGCCACGCAGACUCAGUUCCUCUCUCCGUCACCAAGCAACAGCUACGCCACCUCACCACCUGUCUCGCUGGUUGCGGUGACGCAAAACGGGACGGCCAAUGGGAAACUGUCUCCACCCCGUUAUCCGACAGGAAACGCGGCUGCGGCCGUGGCGGUGAGACCAUACGGGUUCGAUGGGACGGAGGAAGAGAUGGACGUUGACGACAAGGUGGAGGAACUGAUGAGGAGGGACAGCAGUUUGGUGAAAGAGGAGAUCAAGGCUUUUCUGGCUAACCGGCGCAUCUCUCAGGCAGUGGUGGCUCAGGUCACAGGAAUCAGUCAGAGUCGGAUCUCUCACUGGCUCCUGCAGCAGGGAUCCGACCUGAGUGAGCAGAAGAAGAGAGCCUUCUAUCGCUGGUACCAGCUGGAAAAGACAACUCCAGGUGCUACUUUGAACAUGCGUCCCGCCCCAUUGACCCUGGACGAAAUCGAGUGGCGUCAGACUCCACCCCCAAUAAGUUCGGCCACAGGCAGCUUCCGCUUGCGCCGAGGCAGCCGCUUCACCUGGAGGAAGGAGUGUCUCGCUGUGAUGGAAAGCUACUUCAAUGACAACCAGUAUCCUGAUGAAGCCAAACGAGAGGAGAUUGCCAACGCCUGCAAUGCUGUCAUACAAAAGCCAGGGAAAAAGCUGUCUGAUUUUGAGCGAGUGACCUCCUUGAAGGUCUAUAACUGGUUUGCAAACCGUCGCAAAGAGAUCAAGAGGAGGGCCAAUAUCGGGUCUUUUUUCCAAGAAGCCACAAUCCUGGAGAGUCACGGAAUCGACGUGCAGAGCCCUGGCGGCCACUCCAACAGCGACGACAUCGAUGGCAAUGACUACACCGAGCAGGGUUGUGAGUUGCCCUACUUUGAGAAGAGACAGUUGGCCCGACCGUUUGGCUUCUACAGGCUCGAGCCAACAUCGCCUACCCAGGAUGACAGCACUAACCAUGCAGACCAUCAGGAUCCCAUCUCCCUGGCCGUGGAGAUGGCAGCUGUCAAUCACAGCAUCUUGGCCCUGUCUCGCCCGGGGGGCGUGGCCAGCGAUAUCAAAACAGAGGCGCUGGAUGACGAUUGAGGGGUGUGUGUGUGGGUGUGUGGGGGUGUGUGUGUGUGUGUGUGUGUGUGUGUGUGUGUGUGUGUGUGUGUGGAGACAUGGAAGCGUGCUGUUUUGUUUCCAGAGCAGAGGUCCUGCUGCCCAUGCCGCUCAGACAUGGGUCACUCUCUUCCUCUGCAUCCUCUCAUUACACUGUAUCUGAAAAUGGCCAUGUAGUCCAGGUUCUCUUCCUCAGCCUGGGACUGUGUUAAAACAAAUCAAAAAUCCGAAGGUCCUCAUGUUUUCUGGAAUCUUCCACAGUGUGGGGCCGCCACCUCCGGCCCUUCCUUUAACCUGACCCCAACCUUUACCUCAUUCCACUCCAGGAGUGUGUCGUGCUUUUUGCGUUCUGUCCCUCAUCGGUGCUUCCUGGAAGUGGCGUCGUCUUUUCCGCCGACGUGCAGGAGCUUUUUAGCGGACAUUUCACGUCGGUGUGUGUGCAAGUGGGAGUGUGUGAAGCUUUUUAGGUGAAACGGAAGUGUGUUGCGCUGCCUCAUGGCUGUGUACCAGACUUCUGCAUUGACUGACAGCUCUGUGUAUUUAGGCGCUUGAACACUUUUAUUCCCUCCUAAAUUUGGCUUAUUGUUGUUAUUAUUAUUAUUAUUAUUAUUUUUUUUUUAUAAUUGAUAUCAGUUCAUUGUUCAAUGAGCAGCAAUCAUAUUUUUUUGGGUUUGUUUUGUUAAAUAAUCAGAAGAAUUGAACUGAAAUAAUCUAGAAAAGUGAAACUAAUAAGAUGUGGUUUUAUAAAUGCCAAAGGAUGGAGACUUAAGAGUCCCUUGGACUAUAAAGCAACGGUCAGCUGAAAGCCUCUAAACACAAAAUUACUGUAUUUUCUGGACUAUAAGUUGAAUGAGUUUAUUAGAGGGUUUUCCAUAACACAGUGAGUUCCUAAUAGAACAGAUUUAUUUUUUUUUUAAUCAUUGACAGUGACUGUUAUUUUUCCUUACAUUUACAGAAUUCAUCACUGGUCUAUUGCUUUUAAUGAAAUGCCUUACUGAAAACAGUAAGGAAGCAUCAGAUGAUAUUGUCUGGUUCACUUAUAUUUAAAAAAAAAAAAAAAAAACCAGAAUGAGUUUGUUAGUACCUCAGACUGUCACCCAAAGCCGGCGGUGGAGUCAUCAUGUGCUCUAGUAUGGCUUCCAGUCCAGAAAAUACCGUAAAGGUGUUUCUAAUUUAAAUACUUAAUUGCUCAGCUUCACCCAAAGUGGAUUGGAGUAAAUCCUGUCUCUUUUUUUUUUUUUUUAAUCUAGUAUUUAUUUUUAUUUUUCUGUGUUCAUAUCUGGAGAUUUCUGAGUAAUAAGCUAAAUCUGUCAUGGCCUAAACACUUGUAAGUUCUUGUGCAAUGAUUGCAGUAGAUCUGAGAUAUGAGAGAGAGAGAGAGAGAGAAGACUGAGUGCUCUUAUCUUAACCCUAAACCUCAUAGUCUGGCCAGUGCAUCAUCAUUUCUUGAUGCUGUUUGAUUUCGUAACGGUUUUGCAGUGUACAGAAAAGCUAAUAUGUUUCUGUUCUGCCUCUUCAGGACUUCUGCUGUAGGCAUGUGCCGAUAAUCAGAUUGACGGUUGGACAAAACUCUGUUAAUCUCAGUGUUUUAAACUAUUAUCCUCUGGGUUCCAUUAGUGAGACAAGAACAGCAGUUCUUACUGUUUUUUGUGCGUGUGUGUGUGUGUGUGUGUGAGAGAGAGAGAGAGAGAGCGAGAGACCUUCUGUCUGAAGGAAAUCCCAUAAUUCUGUUCCUGGGCCAAGAAUUCUUAUCCUGUUUCUAUAUCCUAUUUAGUGUCCUCAUUGACUUUCCCUUAGACUCCAUUUUAAAGCCUUUCCAUUAGUCUGUUAACUCAGAUGGUGUUUAUUAGGAGACCUCUUGAAGGGGCGAGGGAUUUAAGUCAGCAUGGGUCUAGACUUCAGGAGUAGAAUCUGCCCAGAAAUCAUUGCGAUCUAUACUAAUGCAAAGUUCAUCCCAAAAAAGGGAGACAAAAGCUGUAUGCUGAUCAAAUUGGAAUAUUAAUUAUUGAAUUAAAUAAUGUAAAAAUCAAAUAUCUGACUGGGCUUCAUGCCAGUAAUCUUGUAGCUUGAUUUUGUUAAACCUCAGUCAUGACAGCUGUGUGUGUGUGUGUGUGUGUGUGUGUUAAAAGCCUUUGUGUGUUUUCGUCCUGUGUUCGCAUUCACAAUUCCGAUUCAGUGUUUCAGGGCAGUAUUGACCUCAAUACUGAUUCUCCGUAUCGGAUCCAUACGUCACUAGCAGGCUGUCAAACAUAAAAUCAGUAUCGGCACAUGCCUAGUCUGCUGUUGACUAACGCAGGCUCGGUACACUUUCCAAUAUGUAGCUAUUUUACUCAAAAAAAAAAAAACAAAAACAAAUAAACAAACAAAAAAAAAACCUAAAAUAUAAACCUCGUUAUAUUCAUUAUGAUUUUAUGAUUUGUCUUUUUCUCUUUCCCAGUGUAAAAAAAAAAGCUAAGUGAUAUUUAUGAAAUGCAGAAUUAACUAAUCAAGGGUUCUUCUAUGUCGUAUAUCUUUUUUUGUUUUUGUUUGUUCUUUUUUUUUUUUUUUUUUUAAAGAGCAGUCUCUCUGUGUCUCAAAUAUUUUCAAGCAUAUUUUGAAACAGAAAACAGAGCACCCCCUAUCGAACGCAUAAGUCAGUAUCCGGCAGCUGGAGCGGUGUUGCUUGAGGUUACUGUUGGAAAAAUGAGUUCUAUUUAUACUCUUAGCAUGUUAACCGAGCAGAUAUGGCUCAGGAUUUGGAAACUCGCUCACUGACAGUCCUGAAAUUUAAUCUCCUAACUUUCUGGUCACCUUUCUUUCACUCCGCUUUACUGAAAUGUUUCCCCAAAAGCAGAAAAAAGACAUUUUCUAGAAAUUUCCAGCAUGUUAAUCACCCUCACAUGCUUUAUAGCUUCAGUAAUCAACCUAAAGUUUAGCGCUGAAUGACGGAAACUGCUUUAGCAUAUAAUUUCCUAAUCUACUUUUUUUUUUGUUGCUUGGAUAAAUACCUACCUUUUUGUAUAUUAUUUAGUGAAUUAUAACCAAAUUCUUCCUGGGCUUAGCUUCGUCUUAAUUUUCUAUUCAUUCUGUAGCAAGAUUUACACUUAACAUUUGCAAGCGUAUGUUUUAUCAUCACUCGCUAUUUGAAAAUUUUUCAAACAGAAGAACUACGCUAAGGUUCGUUUUCCCCGCUAGUUAGCUACAUACACAGGUAUCAUUUAGUGCUACUGUUGGUCUAUUGUUCAUUGUCUUAUCUAGUUGGAUUAAAGUGUUUUAACAUAAUCCAGUAUCUUAAAUAGAUCCUUAGCUACAGCAGAGUGUAAUUUGUAACUUAGUGUAACUUAUCGGUCCGGUUAUAAUUUCUGCUCUGAGGAAACGGAUCAGUAACUAAAAGCGACUGCGAAGGGUGACUGACUUAUUAUAGCUCGAUGCAGUGUAACUCUCACAUACACUGUAUAUAUGUGCUGAAAAACAGCACUCGUGAUGUUGCAACACACACACACACACACACACACACA
Hemibagrus wyckioides is the source of this 5052-nucleotide messenger RNA. It is a transcript of the gene hmbox1b, whose product is annotated as homeobox containing 1 b. The transcript has 10 exons. Gene Ontology annotation, biological process: positive regulation of DNA-templated transcription. The coding region runs from base 179 to 1537 and encodes 452 amino acids. Gene Ontology annotation, molecular function: double-stranded telomeric DNA binding. The record is from RefSeq and is a predicted model, not a curated record. Gene Ontology annotation, cellular component: nucleus. Lineage: Eukaryota; Metazoa; Chordata; Actinopteri; Siluriformes; Bagridae.